GUUGGAGACCCCUGCACCAGAUCAGCCAACUGCCUUUUGGGGCACCAUGUUGUGUGAACGCAACCCUUGUUUAGUCUUACGCUGCACAGUGUAUUGUGCAGAUUCAGCAGAUUUAUUUGGGAAUCAUGCAUAACGUGAGAAUGCAGCCAUUGAGCUGUUUUUUUCCUCUUGAUUUGUAGAGCUGGGCUGCAAAAAUCCCCAUGAACAGAUUCUUUGCUGCCAUCUAAGAAUUACCAGAUUUUUGCAACAGGCAACCUCCACUUACAAACAUUCAUUUUAGUGACUGUUUAAAAUUGAGUGACUGCAAAAAAGGCGUCUGUUUUUCACGCUUAUGACCAUUGGAGCAUCCCCAUGGUUACCUGAUCAGAAUUCAGAUGCUUAGCAAUUGGGAUGUAUUUUUGAUGAUUGCAGUGUCCCAGGGUCACGUGGUCGGUCCCCUUUUGCACCUUCUGACAAGCAAAAUCAAUGGGGAAGCCAGAUUCACUUAGCCAUGUUACUCACUUAAUAACUGCAGGGAUUCACUUAACUGUGGCAAGAAAGGUUGUAAAAGGAGGGAGUUGGGCUGUUCUCCAAAGCGCCUGAGGGUAGAACAAGAAGCAAUGGGUGGAAACUGAUCAAGGAAAGAAGCAACUUAGAACUAAGGAGAAAUUUCCUGACAGUUAGAACAAUUAAUAAGUGGAACAACUUGCCUGCAGAAGUUGUGAAUGCUCCAACACUGGAAGUUUUUAAGAAAAUGUUGGAUAACCAUCUGUCUGAAAUGGUGUAGUGUUUCCUGCCUGGGCAGGGGGUUGGACUAGAAGGCCUCUAAGGUCCCUUCCAGCUCUGUUGUUGUUGUUGUUGUUAUUAAAAUGGGGCAAAACUCACUUUACUGUCUUGCUUAGCAACAGAGGUUUUGGGCUCAAUUGUGGUGAUAAGUUGGUGAUUGCCUGUACCUCCUUUUCUUCCUGUCUUUCAACCAUGAUGUGUGACCUGGUUUAGAAUAGAAUAGAAUUUUAUUGGCCAAGUGUGAUUGGACACACAAGGAAUUUGUCUUGGUGCAUAUGCUCUCAGUGUACAUAAAAGAAAAGAUGCGUUCAUCAAGGUACAACACUUACAACACAAUUGAUGGUCAAUAUAUCAAUAUAAAUCAUAAGGAUUGCCAGCAACAAGUUAUAGUCAUACAGUCGUAAGUGGAAAGAGAUUGGUGAUGGGAACUAUGAAACGAUUAAUAGUAGUGCAGAUUCAGUAAAUAGUCUGACAGUGUUGAGGGAAUUAUUUGUUUAGCAGAGUGAUGGCCUUCGGGAAAAAACUGUUCUUGUGUCUAGUUGUUCUGGUGUGCAGUGCUCUAUAGCGUCGUUUUGAGGGUAGCAGUUGAAACAGUUUAUGUCCAGGAUGCGAGGGAUCUGCAAAUAUUUUCACGGCCCUCUUCUUGAUUCGUGCAGUAUACAGGUCCUCAAUGGAAGGCAGAGAAAAGGAUGACUGGUACAAUACUUGGAGUUGGGCCUGGAGUAUUCAUCUUGGCAGUGGUCUGGGUCUUGACUUUACUGCUGUGCAUGUUGUUAUCCAGAGCUGCUGGACUUGCUAGGUUUUCAGUCAUUCUGGUUUUCUUUGCUGCUGUGAUCAUCACUUUAAUCUUUUUGCUUUUUCCUCGAGCCGGCAAGUUUCCCGCUCCAGUUACAGAAAUCAAGAUUGUAGACACCUUCUUCAUUGGCCGUUUCAUCCUGCUCUUCGUUUUAACUGUGGUUUUCCUGGGAUGCCUGUUUUUGCUUCUGACUCACCAUCUUCUGCAACCUGUAUAUGCCAAACCGUUGAGAUCUAGCACUUAGAAUAAUCGGCUGCAAGUCCUUCAUGGUUCUUUGGCCCCAAGAACGUUUCCCAUUCCGGUGACUGAAGACACAAGAUUCAGUUCCAUGAAUCAGAAUGUAUUGUUCACAAAUACAGAAUUUGUAUAAUACGGUAUCUUGAGUUUCAAGAUACAAGACGUUUCAGAUACAGUAGAAUGAGUCUAGCCAAAUGUAUCCUGAAUAUUAAGUUUGUUUGUUUUUUCCUUUGUGUUCUAACUUUGGUUAAUUGAAAAUGUAUUUGUAUGAAGAUGUGUUUGUAUAACAGUUCAGAUAAUGCUGAUUCAAUCCCAUAAAACAUGUGUUGCAGUAUUGGUAACUGCCCAUUUGCCAGACUACUGUAUUAAACGAAUAAAAAUGUGUUCACAUGAAAUGAUUGAACGUCAAUCUGGUUUGUAACCAGAUUGUUUUCCUCCGGGCUCUGUAUGGUGAAACUUCGCUUGUGUAUUUCUUUUUAGUACUUUCUGUAUUUAUUGGAUUUAAUUUAAUGGAUCCCCCAGGGCUUAUUUAUUGUCUACUCCGCCUGUGUAAUACAGGUGAGAGAUGCUAAUGAAUCCCUUUGAGAAGUCUCUUGGCCAGAUUGUUCCAGGAGGACAAAACUGAAACAGAUCAUUUUUCUUCACCAACAGAUGAUCAGUGUUGCUAAAUCAUAGCUGAGCAACCAAUAUCAUAUAUUUGUUCCUAUGGUUACAUCUAACGGAUUUGUUUGGCAGAGAUAAUGUUCAGCUCUGGGUCUGCCCUGACAAAGAAGAAAGUAGUGCCUUAACAGUGGUGCUAGAUAAUAGCCAUACUUUUUGUUGGAUGUUUCUCAACCUUGACAGCUUUAAGAUGCAUGGACUUCAACUCAGAUUUGGCUGGGGAAUUCUGGGAGCUGAAGUCCACACAUCUUAAAGCUGCCAAGGUUGAGAAACACUGCUCUACUGGAUUCUGGAUUUCAUAUGUUAAUAUGCCUUGCAUGAAUGCAUUUCUAAAAUACUGUUCAUGUUAACUGCAAUUAUUCUCCAUGAAUGAGAUGUCCAGGACUUUAUAUAGUCUAAUCUUAUCCAUAUGUGUUGGACCAAUUCUCAUAAUCCCUAACCAGCAUAACCCACCUGGUAUUAAAGACAUAAACGGAUUGAAAUCGGUGGGCUGAGGCAUAACUGUAUUUUAACAUUAAAUUAAAUAUUAAAAUUAAAUAUUCUGCUUUCCCACUAAGUUAGCUAAUAUUGUAAUAUGGAAAAUAGUUGCAUAAUAAAAACCAUAAAAAUACAUUGGCAAGGGGGAAAAUACCCUGUAUUUAUCAGACUACAAUCUGUGUCACAUAAUUUUAGAGUCCUGAUAUUUAGAGCAGAUCUAGAGAUCAUAAGGUCUCUAGAUCUGCUCAACUAUAGAACGUAGAAGCCAAAUUUAGCAAAUCCUAUAUUAUUGUUUGACUUGUUUAUGUUAUUAUGGAUGUUUAAUUGAUUUUGUGGAUCAUUACUUAUCAUGAAUGUUUUUAACUGUUGAUUUAUGAUUAGGAUUAUAAAUCAGGAGUCAUUGAGACAUUAGAUGGUACACAAAUGGAAUGAAAUUUAAUGAAUAACAGUAUUUGCAUCAUGAAUCUGCAAAACUGGAAUUACAUCAGCCUUAAUGGUGGCUCAGUGUUCAUAUUACUGUCUCGAUAGGUGUGUUAUCAUUGUAUGCCACUGUGCAUGACAUUUUUGCUCUAUGUAUUUUUAAGGAUAAUUCAGACACAGAUUAGAUCUCUUUCUCAAUAUUCUACUUACCUCUUCAGGGUCUGUGCUUUUGCUUUGAUCCUUUUGUUUGGUCAUCCUCCUCAGGCAAUUCCAGUGUCCAUUUUGGCGGUAUUAAUCACAGAAUGAUUUUAACAUGGCGUAAAGCAAACAAACUCAAAGUGGAGAAAAGAGCUCAUCUACCUUUCUUCCCUUAAUGAAAGAGGUAUGGGAGACAGUCAAGGGCUCCCUCUAACAAGAUUAUAGAUAAGAUUUCCUAACUUCAUUAGAAACUUGCCCUGGGAAUGAAUAAUAAUAAUAAUAAAAACCUGAAAGGAUCAUUUUAAAAUAGCUGAACCUCCUUUUUAACAAGAGAAAUAAGUGGGAAAGUAAUUGGCCAACGAAGGAAUACUUAAAAACCCAGCAGGGAUAGCUUCCUGAAAUAGAUUAGUGGUGCUUCCAUAUCACAUAUUAAUUGGCAUCAGAUGAUUUGGAAAGCCAUAAAAACCCAAGUGAGGAGAGGCGUCAAGGCAUCACAAAUUCCAGAGAUCGUGGUUGUUCUAAUUUCAUUUUUAACAAUAUUUUUAUAGACCAACAUGGCAGUGUUCUUACAAAGCUGCUUCCAUUUCUACAGCGUAAAGUUUUUAAAACUUAGCUGUUUUGUUGUUCCAAGAAGCUUUUAAUGUAGCAUUUUUUAAGAUUUAUUUUUCUUCUUUUCCCAUUUAAGGAUUUGCAUGCUCUAUUGAAGUGAAUCACUUCUCAUAAUCUGCUUCCCCAUCUUUGAACUCUAUUCCUUUCUGAUGUUAUAUGGAAUGUUUUAAAUUCUCCAUUGACUAUUAACUUGCUGAUUUGAUAGGCUUAUAUGGUACAAACCUCAGAUAUUUGGAGGGGAUGAAUUUCUUACAAUUGCUUAUUGUUUGAUUGUUCUGCAUACUGUUAAGUCUCAAGUAUUAUUUAAUCAACUGUAUUAUCGAUUACAAUUACUCAUUAAUAAUAAAUAUCAAUUAUUUAAUUUUA
This is a messenger RNA of Ahaetulla prasina, 4528 nucleotides long. RefSeq names its product transmembrane protein 218 (gene TMEM218). The coding region runs from base 1455 to 1805 and encodes 116 amino acids. Lineage: Eukaryota; Metazoa; Chordata; Lepidosauria; Squamata; Colubridae. The transcript is spliced from 4 exons. The record is from RefSeq and is a predicted model, not a curated record.